AAACAAAAAAUCAGUAUGUAAUUGCAUUUUCAUUUACGAAAUCAGUGUUUGUUCCCGGGUGUUGUGAGGAAGGAGAUAUUGGGAUUAUUUAACAAACGAAUUUCUGUCUUUAGAGAAGAAAAACGGCUCUGACAUUUCACAACCAAAACAUAUGCCUGAGAUCAAGAAAUAAUUCCCAGUGUGGCAUGAAUCUGCCAACUUCUUGCAUCAAUGGCGGCUGACAAUGCACGAUUCAAGAGAGGGGAAUCUGUAAAAUGGAUUCUUGGAAGUCCUGAGACUGAUAAUAUGAAUGAUGUCCCCAUACAUUCAGGGGCAUCCAGAGGGUUCAAUGGCCUAAGGUUUCUUGAUAGAUCAAUCACAGGGAAGGAAGCAGAUGCCUGGAAAACUAUUGAGAAACAUUUCAAUCAAAAUGCAGAAUCUGGGAAGCUUUACAGGGACAAAUUUGGGGCAUGCAUUGGAAUGGGAGACAGCAAGGAAUUUGCAGGUGAAUUGUUCGAUGCGUUAGCAAGGCGGAGGAAGAUUGUAUCAGAGAAUGGGAUUACUAUAGACGAAAUGCGAGAAUUUUGGGAAGACAUGACAGACCAAGAUCUCGAUACACGCCUCCACAUUUUCUUUGACAUGUGUGACAAGAAUGGUGAUGGAAAGCUAUCUGAAGAAGAGGUCAAAGAGGUUCUAGUGAUGAGUGCUUCUGCCAACAAAUUGUCGACUUUUAAACAAAAUGCGGAGUCCUAUGCUACUUUGAUCAUGGAAGAGCUAGAUCCUGAUCAUAAUGGAUACUUAGAGAUGUGGAAACUUGAAACUCUACUAAGAGAAAUUGUGGGGUCAAAAGAUGGGAGAGAGAACUACGUGAAAACGCAUACAUUGGCAAGAACCAUGAUCCCGAAACAAUAUAGGCAUCCGGUGAGCAAAUUCAUGUCCACAACAACAGAAAAGAUACACGAAAAGUGGAAACAAAUAUGGGUACUCACAUUGUGGGUGUGCAUCAAUAUGACACUCUUCGUUUGGAAGUUCAACCAAUUCAAGCACAGAGCGGAGUUCCAAAUCAUGGGCUAUUGUGUUUGCAUUGCCAAAGGUGCUGGGGAGACACUUAAAUUCAACAUGGCUCUCAUUCUCCUCCCUGUGUGCAGAAGAACACUGACCUCCCUUAGAGAAUCAUUCAUCAGUGCAAUAAUCCCGUUUGAUGACAACAUCAACUUCCACAAGAUAAUUGCCCUUGCAAUAGUGAUUGCAACUUUUGUUCAUGCAUCAAUGCACAUUAGUUGCAAUUUCUUUAGAAUGGUGUCAUGCCCUCAGAGUAAAUUCAUGGCAAUUCUUGGACAUCCUUUUGGAUAUCGCCAACCUACUUACCCUAACCUGGUUGCAUCAAUCCCAAGUUUAACAGGCAUUUUGAUGACUAUUUUGAUGGGUUUUAUCUUCACAUUGGCGACACAUUCUUUCAGAAGGAAUGUCAUCAAGCUUCCCCCACCCCUCCAUCAUUUAGCUGGUUUCAAUUCUUUUUGGUAUACACACCAUCUGUUGGUAGUAGUCUACAUUCUCCUUAUCCUCCACGGCUACUUUAUAUUCCUCACACAAGAAUGGUAUAAAAAGACGACAUGGAUGUAUAUCAUAGUACCUGUGUUAGCAUAUGCAGCUGAAAGAAUUUUCAUUGUGUAUGAAAAUAAAUAUGAUGUGGACAUCAUAAAGGCAGUGAUAUAUACAGGAAAUGUAUUAGCACUAUACAUGAGUAAGCCUCCAGCAUUCAAGUAUAAAAGCGGAAUGUACAUUUUUGUAAAAUGUUAUGAUAUAUCAAGCUUUGAAUGGCAUCCAUUCUCAAUCACUUCUGCACCGGAUGACAACUACCUAAGCGUCCAUAUACGUACACUUGGAGAUUGGACUACGGAGCUUAAAAGCAAAUUUGCAAAGGUUAUACAUAUGUUCUAGACAUGGAACACAAAUCUAGUGCAUGUUUGGUAUUUUGCUUAUCAGUUUUUCUACCAAACAUUAG
Cuscuta europaea is the source of this 1984-nucleotide messenger RNA. The record is from the annotation of a GenBank genome assembly. Lineage: Eukaryota; Viridiplantae; Streptophyta; Magnoliopsida; Solanales; Convolvulaceae.